GUGUUUGAGAGCUCCACCGGGGCGAAACCCAAACGUUCCAUCGUGUUGCUAGGCAACGCCGGCAUGGGCAAAAGCACGCUCAUCAAGAAGCUCUGCGUUGAUUGGUCCGACGGCCUCCUGCCUCAGUUUGACUUUGUGUUCUUACUGGACGGUAAGGCUCUGACCCGCCCCCCUGAGCCGACCUACAGCCUUCGGUCCCUCCUCCUACACCUCUCCUGCCCCCACCCGCGGGAUGUCUUCAGUCAGGUCCUCUCUGUCCCUGAGCGUGUGCUGGUGAUAUUCGAUGGCUUCGAGGUGGUGCGUGACUUGGAGGGGCUGCUUCAGUCUCCAGCGGAUGACAGUGAAGGGGAGAACUACAGCGUUAGACAGCUGUUCUCAGGUCUGCUCCAGAGGAAGCUGCUACCAGGCUGCUCUCUGCUCCUCUCUGCCCGACCACGAGGCACCGUCAGUGGGCUGCUGAGACGGGCUGACAGCCUCCUGGAACUCUCUGGUUUCUCCCCUCCGGACAUCGAGAGAUACCUGGGACAAUACUUCUCUGGACAGUCCCUAGAGGCCCCAACCUCAGUCCCAGACUCAAUCCCAGUCCCAACCUCAGUCUCAGUCCCAGCCUCAGUCCCAGUCCCAACCUCCGACUCAGUCCCAGUCCCAACCUCAGUCCUUGCACCAGUCCCAACCUCAGUCCUUGCACCAGUCCCAACCUCAGUCCCAGUCCCAGUCCUAGCCCCAGUCCCAGUCCAAGUCCUAGCCCCAGUCCCGGCCCCAGUCCCAGUCCCAGUCCCAGUCCCAGUCCUAGCCCUCACCAGGCUCCACAGCCAGCCAUUCCUUCUGUCUGUGUGUUGGAACCCAGCUCUGUGUCACCUGGUCUGUCUGCUUAUAGAACACUGGGAUGUUUCGGAGCCACUCCCCUCCACGCUGACUGGACUGUGUUACAGGGUGUUGCUACUAAAGAUGAGACGACACACCCUGAAACACACACGCGGUCAAACCCUACCCCAAACUCCAACCCAGGCACACACUCACACCCUUAAACACAGUCAAAACCACAUCCUUAAACACACACACUGUCAAACCCUACCUCAAACUCAAACCCAGGCACACACUCACACCCUUAAACACAGUCAAAAACACGUCCUUAAACACAAACGUAACUGGACUCGAGCGCACAUCCGCACUCGCUCUCACACUCAAUCCCAAAUUCAAUUAGAAGACGAGAAGAGGAGGAUAGAGAAGAGGGAGGAGGAAGAGAGGGAGGAGAGGGAGAAAGAGAGAGAGGAGAAGAGGGAGGAGGAAGAGAGAGAGAGGGAGGAGGGAGAGAAAGAGAGAGAGGAGAAGAGGGAGGAGGGAGAGGAAGAGAGAGAGGAGAAAAGGGAGGAGGAAGAGAGAGAGCGUGAGGAGGGAGAGAAAGAGAGAGAGGAGAUGAGGGAGGAGGAAGAGAGAGAGAAAGAGAGUGAGGAAGAGAGAGAGGAAGAGAACAGGUGUGUUCUGUCAGAGUUGAGCGGUCUGGCUUGGCAGGGCGUUAAAGGUCAUUCAUCUCUCCUGACUCUGGACAAGCUGCGGUUGUUUGGCCUGAGGACUGGACUGGUCCAUUCUCACUGGCUGAGGGGGGAGCAGGACAGAGAUGGUGACAACAUCCUGUCCUGGGCCCACCCUUUCCUGCAAAGCUUCCUGGGCGGGGCCCACCUGUCCGUCUCCAGCUGUGUGUCUGACCGCGCUCUGCUGGCCCAGAUACUACCACAGUGGUGUUCUACUCUACUCUGUUCUAUUCUAUUCGCUGUGAUAUCACACCUGGAGAACCUUCACCAUGGCGACCUGAGCCCCGCUCGGCUCCUGGAGGCGUGUCACUGCGUUUACGAGACAGGCGACGUCCGCUUGGUCAGGCACCUGGUACGGAACCUUCCCGAGGUUCUGUCGUUCCAAGGGGUUCCGCUGUGCCCCGCCGACGCCUUCGUCGUGUGGAACCUUUUGGACCAGUGUAGAACGCUGAGGAGGAGGUUCUGUCUGGGGCUGGAGGACACAGGACUGAGGAUGACAGGAUUGAAAUUCUACUCGUGUCUAUGGUUUUCUGAUCUGUGUGUUUUGAACAUGACUCUAGCGUGUGUGUGUGUGUGUGUGUGUCCCAGGGCGUGUAUCGCUGACACCAUCACUCUGUGGGAGGAGCUAGAGCGGAGUGGGGAGGAGGAGCUUCUGGAAGCGACUGUGUCCAAGUUGACCCUUAACCCUUUCAGAGCCACACAGGUGUCCCACAUCCAACACCUGUCCACACUGGUCAACAUACACACAAGCAGGAGACUGUCUGAGAGCCAAUCAGAUGGUGUCCUGGGGGAGGGUCUACCGGCAGUCAGAGAUCUUCACAAGCUGGAGUUUGAGUUGGGGCCAGUGAAUGGUCCUCUGGCGCUCCCUAAACUCCUGGAGCUGCUGCCAGCCCUGCACAGUCUACAUCACCUGGAUCUGGAGAACAGUAAACUGGGGGACAGUGGGGCUGAGGGUCUGGCAGGAGUUGUGCUGUCUCUCUCCUCUCUGCAGAUUAUCAAUCUGUCCCAGAACUGUAUAGGAGACCAGGGAAUAGAGAGUCUGGCUCGUCUGUCUACCCUCCCCUCGCUGCACUGUCUCAGCGUCAAGUACAACAGUUUCACGGCCCUGGGAGCUCAGAGUCUGGCUUCCAGUCUGAGGGACUGUCCAUGGAUCAAGAGUCUGGGGAUGUGGAAUGUGUGUAUUCCCUACGGAGUGUUAGAGAGACUGCAACAACAGGACCCACGGAUACAGCUGCUCUAGAACAUUGUUGUGUUGUUCUAACAGAACCCCAGAGGAUAGAGCUGCUCUGUA
Messenger RNA from Oncorhynchus keta (chum salmon), 2823 nucleotides. RefSeq names its product MHC class II transactivator. Gene Ontology annotation, biological process: positive regulation of transcription by RNA polymerase II; positive regulation of MHC class II biosynthetic process; inflammatory response. Lineage: Eukaryota; Metazoa; Chordata; Actinopteri; Salmoniformes; Salmonidae. The record is from RefSeq and is a predicted model, not a curated record. Gene Ontology annotation, molecular function: ATP binding; protein binding.